This is a messenger RNA of Homarus americanus (American lobster), 1916 nucleotides long. Its product is annotated as EEF1A lysine methyltransferase 1-like. The record is from RefSeq and is a predicted model, not a curated record. Gene Ontology annotation, molecular function: protein-lysine N-methyltransferase activity; nucleic acid binding. The coding region runs from base 235 to 894 and encodes 219 amino acids. The transcript has 4 exons. Gene Ontology annotation, biological process: methylation. Lineage: Eukaryota; Metazoa; Arthropoda; Malacostraca; Decapoda; Nephropidae.
UUUAAAUUAGGUAUGAGAGCAACUAAUAGACUAUUACCCUUGAAUAUACUUUUAAGUGGUAGAUCCGGUAUCGGCACUACAAUAAGGCUUAUUUUAAUCUGAAAGGAAGGUGAAUGAAGUGGGCUGUGGCCUGAGGUGAUUCAACUAAUUACCGAAAACUAACAAUGAAACAGUAGACUUUUGCAGGAACGAACCAAUUACACUGAGGAAUACGGUACAGUAUAGCCUUUAAAGAUGAGUAGCAGUGAAAGUGAAGAUGAAAUAAUGGAACUGGAGCUGUCAGCUGAGACAAUGGGGGCAUUGAUGGAGUAUUACAUGGAGCAAGCAGAAAGGGAACAAAAACUUCGAGAAAUUGAAGAAGGCGAUGUUCCAGACUCAUUUGAGGAAAACUGGAACAUGAGCCAGUUCUGGUACUCAGAAGAGACUGCAAGGAGUUUAGCAGAAGAAUGCAUAAGGACUGCUGGUAAUAAUGGCUCCAUAGCCUGUGUUUCAGCACCAACACUCUACAGAACAUUGAUGAAAAUGGAACAUAGUUGCUCUGUAAAAGUUUUGGAAUUCGAUACAAGGUUUUCCGUCUACAAGGAUGAUUUUAUCUUUUAUGACUUCAAGGAUCCUUUAGGAGUUCCCCGAAAGUUACACGAACAUUUUGAUGUGAUAGUGGCAGAUCCGCCCUAUCUCUCUGAUGACUGCUUUACAAAAACUGCCAUUACUGUAAAGUUCUUAAUGAAACCCGAUGCUACAAUUAUUGUCUGCACUGGAUCAGUAAUGGAAGAAUUAGCAGAACGGUUAUUAGGGGUAAAGAAGUGCCAGUCUGAAAUUAAGCAUGAAAAUAGUCUCAGUAAUCCUUUUGUGUGUUUUGCAAACUACAACUUGGACGACCAUUGGAAAAGUUGAUUAAUGAAAAAAUGACAGAGUUCUUUGCCUGCACUAAUGCAGAUUAUUAAUGUGGCUGUGAAGCAUGUUUUUUAUUGCAAAGUGAUUGUGAAAUUGAAUUGAUGUAAUCAAUUGUCAACUCAUUACAUUUCUUGCUUUUUUGUUGUACAGUAGUACAUUUAUGUGAGUAUCUGAUUAUUGUUUAUCUCAUCAGUAGGCUGUCUUCUGCUAUUUAAUAAUAAUGGUACUGUAAUUUAUUUUUUCAUCUAAUUUUAUCAUGGCACCUAACUAUAGGAGGCAUGAAUAUUUUCAAACUUUUAGAUGUCAUCUGUAUUACAUCUGAAGGGCACUGUUAUAUGUAGCAGAAUUCUAAGAUUUAUGAUACUCACACUGUUAAUUUUUGCAUCAGUCCUUUGACAUGUGGAAUACUGUAUAAUCUUCACAAAUUGUGCAUGAUAAAUUAACUACCCUGUAAUAUUUCUUAGUGGUGUAACACCUCCAAGACAACUUUGACCUCAAGGAUAUACCGAGCAAUUGUGUUUUAAUACUUCAGAAACUUGAAUUCCUUAGCCUUUAUACCUAACUUAUGUAUGUAUAUAUUUUGCACUUUGCUAUACAAAUAGAAGAGUUCCUUAUUGGCUGUUAUCUAAAACUGACAAGUUUUUAACUUUCUCCUCAUAUAGUUAUAGUAUUUAACUGAUGUUUAACGAUGUACAAUAACUAAUAUUAAUUUAUUAUUAAUUUCAUUUCUCAGUAUACUUUUCAUAACUUGUUUCCUUUGUUGAGGUAUGAUAAUCCUUGUACAGUAUUAUUUUAUCACUUUGGUUGCCAACUAUUUUUUAACAAUCUGUUUACUACUUUUGCAUCAUGCCCAUUUCAUCCAAGGAUAUCAUUCAUUAUUCUUCCCUCCUCCACCAGCCUUCUAUAAAAUCAUUUACUUUCAAAUCAUAAAAGUUUCAUUGCAUAAUUUUUGUCAUAGUACUCAGGUUUUGUAUUCAUUUGUUAUGGUAUACCUGUAAUUAUAUUUUUAGAUAAAUCCUGUA